AUGAUUCGAGUGGCGCGCGUCUUAGACCAGGAGUAUCAAGGGACGUGGUGCAUCAUUCUCCUAUUUUCUUCGCGAUUAACAUCAGGCUUCCUGGUUACGAAAUACGGGUUUAUUCACCUAUACGACCUCUCUGUCUUCAAGGACCAUCUCAAUCAUGGGGCUAGCUUCUUCAAGGAUGGUUUUAUCGAUCUCAUCACGGUGUUGCGAUACUACUGCCCUGAUAUUCCGGUAGGAGAAGUGAGAGACAAAAAUGAGAUGAUGUUAAUCAUUUGGUACCAAUCACCGACUCUCAUGAUGGCAGUUCAUAACGCUCACAACUGCGACUUUCACAGCCCAGGUUUCCUAUGCAUGGUGCAGGCCAUCUUCUUCCAGGUCAUCUGUAUGCUAGCCACUACUAUGACCUUCAGGAUCUCGUUCUCCGACCUCCUUUUCUUUACUCGUAAUGCGAGAAAAGCGCCUCUCAUCCCAGAGGGUUUCGUCCUCGAAAAACCUCUGGAGCGCAAAGCUACGUCAAUCCAGCUCAAGCCGGAGUCUCCAACAUUCCCCUCAGCACUUCCCACCACUUCCCAAUCACCAGUACCUUUGCCCGCAUCUCCCACCCCAGAGACACCCUUGAUGCCAGUCUUUUCGAUAGGAAAUCCAAGCACGGAAACUCUUGUGAACGUUGUUUCACAGCCCGGGUCCCCAACUCCAAUUCUGCAACUCUACCCGCCUGCUAACGAAGCUGUACAGACGCGACGCAUAUCGUUCGCAGAUUGUGCCACGCCCUCGCGCUCCGUGAAGCCUGUCAAUGUUAUUGACGUGGGCCAGGUCUCGUACAAGCCCUCCGCAGCCGCAGCGGAAACACAUGAGCAAGCAAAAGCUUUCAGAGAGGACGUUCCCGACAUGGAAAAGAAAUCAAAGAGAAAAAGCAUCAUGCGGAGCACAAAGGCACACCGCUUCUCGGUUCCUGUCUUUUCAUCGCUGACGCAUCUCACGAAUAAGCGGGCAAGUCUGCUGCGCAUAUCGGCAGCUGUUCUGGAUUCGCUACUAAUAAUGGCAGCAUAUCCAGAGGCUGUAGGUACAAUCAAUAGGGGUGACAGGAGAAGGAGCGAGAGCGGAGACUUAUGCAGGACAGCCUAG
Molecule: messenger RNA, 1122 nt
Organism: Suillus bovinus
Lineage: Eukaryota; Fungi; Basidiomycota; Agaricomycetes; Boletales; Suillaceae
Exons: 5
Coding region: 1-1122 (373 amino acids)
Source: RefSeq, a predicted model, not a curated record